UUCCUACGUGUUCUUCGCGAGAAGAAGGAAGUGGGAAACUGGGUUUUUCGAAAUCUACUUGAAAAUUUAAAUAAAAUUUACAAUUUUUUCAGACCCAUUGUACAAUAAUUCAUAAAAAUCUGCGCGUUCUUUCAGUUUUCAUUCAGUGUGAAUAGCAUUAUGUACUGAUUUCGAGGUGAUAUUGAGUAUUUUCAGUUUUAGUUUUCCAUUUUUCUUGCGGUGUUUUUAUCACUCAAUAAUGAAAACUAAUCUAAUACUCCUAGUUUCUUGUAUCGUUGUUGUAUUCGUUUCACUGGUCGACAGCAAUAGCUACGACGUUAAAGAAUUAAAAUGUCAGAUUUGUACCAGAGUAAUCGAAGAAAUACGUAAAAAUAUCUCUCAAGUUGACAGCAAACGAACCAUAAGCAUCGGCGGUUUUCGUAUAGAUGACGAAGGAAAUUAUCUGCAAAAAUCUACUCUUUACUAUCGAUCGGAAGUAUACUUGACCGAAUUAAUGGAGAAUAUUUGCAAUAAAAUGGACGAUUAUGUGCGUGCGACGUUCAAGGAAACUGGUAAAUUGACCGUCAUUCCUUUAAUUGCAGAAGAUGGUAAAAUGAAUCCUAUCAUGAGUGAAGUGGACGUUGUACAAGACUCCGAUUUGAAUAAAAGCCUUAAAUACUAUUGCGAAGAUAUACUUCACGAACACGACGAUGAAUUCGUUCAAGAAUUCAGUAAUGAAGAGGAAAACGCUAUUGUGAACAUCUGUGCUCGCGCCGCAGCUUUUUGUGAUGAAGACAGUAUUCCACCACCUACUCCAAAAGUCGUGGAUGAAUUGUAAAAAUCUUUAACGCCUGGAUGUAAGCACAAAAAUACUUCAAAGUUUUGGUCUCGUCGAAUAAGCGCAUCAUUUUUUCCUCAAUAUUUUUUUUAAAUUUUGAAAUAUGUAUCUUGGCCCAUCUGCGUUUCAGUUGGAUUUCAAUUUCAUUUAUUCAAAAAUUAACGACGAACUGAUAUGAUUAAGAAUCGUUUCAUUGAUCCUGUGAUAUACGUAUAUUUAAGUGAAUUGUUAUACUAACCGUAAAUUUUUUAAAAAUUUUUCAUAAAAAUAAUCAAAAAAUUUGUAAUUUUCAUGGCAUUGCGUACUCCUUAUUUAUAAUUUUUCAAUACAGUAAAUUCGUGUUUCGUUUCAAUUUUCAGUUAUAAAUUUUAUGUAUUCUGUGAAUGUAAUGAUGGCAAUUAUUAGCCAACCCAUUUGUUUUCGAAAAAAGUUUUGAUUUUGCCACGUCAGCGUGUAUAUUUGAUUUGCUUUUAUGUAGAAUUGUAGAUGCCUGUUGUGGAAAUAUAUUUUUUGAAUGUU
Molecule: messenger RNA, 1336 nt
Organism: Planococcus citri (citrus mealybug)
Lineage: Eukaryota; Metazoa; Arthropoda; Insecta; Hemiptera; Pseudococcidae
Gene: sel
Product: canopy family protein seele
Exons: 1
Coding region: 239-817 (192 amino acids)
Cellular component (GO): endoplasmic reticulum
Source: RefSeq, a predicted model, not a curated record